UUUUAUUUUACUUUCAUCCGCAGAAUCAAGAAAGUGCUGAUCAUGUUUCCCGGUGAAUGAUCCAGAAACCAAAGACUUCUGAAGGCUUGCUGAUGGGGUUUAGCAAUAUCACCAGGCGUUUCUUUUCUCCUCUCUCGACGACCCACUUGUUCUUAACCAUUCUCAACGCAUUCCUAUUAUUAUAGAGCCACGAAUUGGGGAUUGGUUUCUCAUCCUAUUCUUAUUCAUAGUUUCGCUUCGCUACCUCUUGGAAGAUCCAUUUUGUUGUGUUUUUAUUCGGGUUUUAGAAAAUGGUCGAACGGAAGCUCUUUAAAACGAAGUUAUGUGUAUUGUAUCAAAAGGGUCAUUGUUCGCGCCAGAAUUGCUCCUUCGCCCAUGGAAGUGCUGAGCUUCGACAAUUUUUGGGUUCUUAUAAUGGUAAGUGGGACCAUCGAGGUGGUGACUUGAGGGAUAAGCUUCACAAGAGGCUUUCUCCUGAGUGUAGAUAUUCUCCAGGAAGAAAUACAAGAGGCUGGCACACAUAUCGUGGACCUAGCCCUUCCAGGUCCCUUGAGAAAAAUAGUGACAGAAAACACAGGAAAAAACGGCAUUUUGGUGGUCAAAGUGAUUUAUCUGGAAGUCUGAAAAGCUCAGAUGCGGCAGAAGAUCAAGUUAAAAGAAGAAAAAGUGCAUCAAGUGAUUCUAGAAUUGUUCUUAAGGUGAAGCAAAGAGAAGUACAGUUAGAGAUUGACAUGCUUGAUCAACAAAAUUCUCAAUUAAAGACCUUACUAGAAGAGAAAGUUGAAGAAGCAGAUAUUCUAACUUCCAGAAUUCAGGAGCUUGAUUGUCAAUUGUCCAAAGAAAAAGAGGAGUGUAAAAGAACCAUUUCAAAAAUCAAGAAGUUUGUCAAAGCACAUAAGCAUUAUGUUCAUGUUCAAGAGGAUUUGAAAAGGUCACAAGUUCGACUUCAGAGGCAGGGAGAUCACCUUGGCUCUGGCACUAUUACAACUGGAGCAAAUGAAGAGGAUUCAAGCAUCAAUAUUGUCAGUGAUGGAGAUGCUCCUGGUUAUC
This is a messenger RNA of Hevea brasiliensis (rubber tree), 1050 nucleotides long. RefSeq names its product zinc finger CCCH domain-containing protein 13-like. The record is from RefSeq and is a predicted model, not a curated record. NCBI's taxonomy places the organism in Eukaryota, Viridiplantae, Streptophyta, Magnoliopsida, Malpighiales, Euphorbiaceae. Gene Ontology annotation, molecular function: metal ion binding.